GAGAAGUGCAUGAGUAAGUUGUUGUGGUUGAAAUAGCAAAUCAAGUCAACCUCAUUGCUCGAAGCACAUACAUAAUGCCAUUGUUACGCAGUCUUUGUUUUCUUUUUACAAUUUUAACAAUUGUUGUUCAAAUUAAUGGACAAAAUGACUAUUGCAACAUUUGUCGAGAUCACACCAUGUGCCGCUUUACGAAUCCACAAAAUGUAUGUAGUGCAAAAGUAGCUUAUUUAACAUCCGCACAACAAAACGAAAUUGUAAAUAUACAUAAUGAAUUUAGACAGCGAGUCGCUAAAGGAAAUGAAGGACGAGGAAACCCUGGACCACAACCACGAGCAAGAAAUAUGCCAAAUAUGGCUUGGGACAGUGAAAUCGCAAACGUCGCACAAAGAUGGGCUAAUCAAUGUAAAUUUGGCCAUGAUACUUGUAGAAAUGUUCGCCGUUUCGGUGUUGGUCAAAACGUAGCUAUGGCAUGGACAACAGGUUCUAAUCCUUUGUCAAUAAAAGGUUUGAUAACAAUGUUGUAUGAUGAGGUAGCUAAAUUCAAUCCAAACCAAAUUAAACCCUUCAGAUUUACAGGAGAGACUGGACAUUACUCACAAAUGUUAUGGGCAGCAAGUACGAGGGUUGGAUGUGGUUAUGUUAAUUAUAUGAAUGGAAAUCAAAACACAGUUUUAUUAGUCUGCAAUUAUGGACCAGGGGGAAAUGUUAUAGGAGGCACCAUGUACGAAAGAGCUUAAUAAAGAAAUUUAUUUUAAUGAAAUAGCUCUCCUUUUUAUUACGCUAAGACUAUUCUUUUGUAACUGAAAAAUAAAAAAACUUGAAAAACAA
Molecule: messenger RNA, 828 nt
Organism: Leptopilina heterotoma
Lineage: Eukaryota; Metazoa; Arthropoda; Insecta; Hymenoptera; Figitidae
Product: venom allergen 5-like
Exons: 5
Coding region: 75-737 (220 amino acids)
Cellular component (GO): extracellular region
Source: RefSeq, a predicted model, not a curated record